Messenger RNA from Desarmillaria tabescens, 1164 nucleotides. RefSeq lists its product as uncharacterized. The transcript has 5 exons. The coding region runs from base 1 to 1164 and encodes 387 amino acids. Lineage: Eukaryota; Fungi; Basidiomycota; Agaricomycetes; Agaricales; Physalacriaceae. The record is from RefSeq and is a predicted model, not a curated record.
AUGCAGCCCCCUGCCCGUUCAGUGCUUGAUGUUUGGUUGAUGAUCGAGACAAGCCCCCAGUACUCCGUAACGUUGAGUGCAGAUUUUGGUCCUUGUUGUUGGCGGUUUCUGAGGGAUCAAAUACAGGCGGCCACGCAGCCUAACCGUUUGAGGCCCUGGUUUGAAGCCGAUGUUCGAUUGAAACCACCCAAAGGCAGGCAAGGCUCCUCCAUCGAGACUGCCUCAGAAACCCCUCAAGAGGAGGACAAGAACGCUAUCGCCGUUGCACCCAUUGGUGAGGAGGAAAAACCUGAAGUAUCGUCACAGCGAUCUUCACCAACCUCCAUAGUAGCGGCGAUCAAUUUUGGAGAUGACACUCAAGAAGACCCAGCUGCCGAGAACCUGGCCGCAGUAGCCGGACUUCGACCCAGGAGGCAGAAACUGACAGAGACACUGUUACCGUCGCAUGAUGAGGAUGGCAACAUGCAGCUCCCAGAAGAGAAGCCAAAGAAAAAAAAGAGUAGGAGGAACCGGAAGAAGAUGAAGAGCAAGCCCAUGAUCAGUGAGGAUGAGUCGGAGGCAUCCGCUGUGCCAGUCCCUCGGAAAAUCCACGAGCUAAACAGCCAAUCCAACCCCAGUGAGAGCGAAGGCACAUAUGUCCGUAUACACAAGCCACCUCGUCUCUGGCUGACAAAGGCAGAACUGGCCAAGCACACUGAGAAGGUCAAUGAUGACGAGGACGUUGUCUGGAGGACAAGCUAUUUAGAGGUCAACUCAACAAGAGGGCCUGUAAUGGGGUCUGUACCGUGCCCUAAGCGUACUUGGCGUCCUCAAGUCCAUAGCCCAUUCUUUCAUCAGGCCACCUCACAUUUGGAGGUGUGUAAAGUCACCUGGUCGAUAGAGACUGAUCUCCUUGCCGCUCUGUUCUCUGCUGCUGCUCUGUCUUGGGGACUGGCUACUGUAGCCAGUGCAGUGACUCCCCCUCACACUGACUAUGGAGGAUCGGCUGUGAAAAUACACUGUCUGGUCGGUAGGAAACUCUGGUUUAUAAUCCGGAAGAGGGAUGAGCCUAGCGAAGCCAUGAGUUGGGAUACAUUCAUUCAUGACUUCCAGGCCGAUAGCAAGGUUGACCCAAAUGUGUAUGAAUGUGAAGUGAUAAUUGUCGAGCCAGGCUCUCUUUGGUGA